AUGGCGCGUGUAUCCAUUUUGGCCGGAUUGGUCUGCCUUGCAACAUUGGCUACGGCAUCUCCGCUCGCUUCCAGGCAGUCCAGCACGAACUCCACGUGCACCGAAGUUCACCAGCGCAAGGCAUGGCACAACCUCAGCGACGAUGAGAAGUCUGCCUACAUCGAUGCGGAGCUCUGUCUUAUCAACUCUCCCGCAAAAGACAAUCUUCCCUACUCGAAGACUCGCUGGGACGAACUUACUUACUCUCAUGCAAUUCAGACCAACUGGGUCCACGACGUUGGCAGUUUCCUUCCGUGGCACCGUUAUUACAUGUGGGCCCACGAGAAGCUUCUUCGUGACGAAUGCAACUAUACCGGAUAUCAGCCCUACUGGGAAGAGUCGCUCGACUCUGGCAACAUCUCGGCCAGUGUUGUCUUUGACCCUGUCACGGGAUUCGGAGGCGAGGGCGGCGACUGUGUGGACGACGGGCCGUUCGCGAACCUGACGCUUAGCCUGAGCUCCAAUGGCUCCCAGAUCUGGGAGGAGGAAUACUGCCUGGCCCGCUCAUUCUCCGAUACUAUCUUUAACAUGGGAAAUACGACGUACAUCGAAGAGUGUCUCGCGUCAGAAAACUACACAACCGCAUUGGAUUGCUACAUGACGUCGCCCCACGUAGCCGGCCACGGCGGUGUUGGCGGCACUGUUCUAAGCGUCGCCGGUUCUCCCGCGGAGCCGCUCUUCUUCCUGCACCACACCAACCUGGACCGCCUCUGGUGGAACUGGCAGCAGGUCGACCCGGACACGAGGACGUACGACAUCGGAAACUGGUCAAACAUCCCGCCUUACUCGUACCUGUCGCAGCAGUACCUCGACUAUCCCUCAGCGUCACUGAUUGAUUACUCCGGAGACAACGGCAACAUCACUACGCUGCAACACGUGCUGUGGAUUGCAGGCCUCGUGCCGAAUGUUACGAUUGAGGAUGUCAUGGAUCUGAGUGGCGAGACGAUCUGUGCUGAUGAAUCUGUGCAAUGCUCCUGUCGACGAUCCUCGCGAAACAGCCAGAAUGUGGUUAGCCAGGUGCUCCGACUCAGACGAACGUUGCUGUGGCAAACGAUAGCACCGGUUGCCGUCCAGGUUGAUCUGGAUUGGCCCUGA
This is a messenger RNA of Diaporthe amygdali, 1134 nucleotides long. Its product is annotated as mino acid transporter. The record is from RefSeq and is a predicted model, not a curated record. Bases 1 to 1134 code for a protein of 377 amino acids. The transcript is spliced from 3 exons. Gene Ontology annotation, molecular function: oxidoreductase activity. NCBI's taxonomy places the organism in Eukaryota, Fungi, Ascomycota, Sordariomycetes, Diaporthales, Diaporthaceae.